Messenger RNA from Caenorhabditis auriculariae, 2616 nucleotides. NCBI's taxonomy places the organism in Eukaryota, Metazoa, Nematoda, Chromadorea, Rhabditida, Rhabditidae. The record is from the annotation of a GenBank genome assembly.
AUGACCAAAAGUAUCGUGGUCAUGGUCUGCGCCUUCACAAAAUUCACGAUGGAAGAAGCAUUAUCAGACCAAAAGAGCGCAUAUGACCAAAGUAUCGUGGUCAUGGUCUGCGCCUUCACAAAAUUCACGAUGGAAGAAGCAUUAUCAGACCAAAGAGCGCAUAUGACCAAAAAUUCAAAUCUCGCCGAUCAUAUUUAUCGGUAGAAACCCUCGGCGCAAGUUUUACGUCAUUUUUUUCGACGUAAAAAUUCACGAGGCCUAAAAAAAUCCAAGUUUUUUUAAUAUUUUUCCAAACCUCGGAGCAUUUUUUUCUUCCGUUUUUUUGGCUAGAAUUUUUGCAAGAGUUGCAAAGAAUGACUUCUGAUUUUUUUAUUUUUCGAAAUAUUAGACAGAAAUCAAAUUUCUUCUCUUUUUUUCUUUUUUUCAGGUCAGAUUAAAUAUGAAAACCGGUACUAGAAUCAAAAAAAGAAUAUUAAGAAUGAGAAGGAGGGAUCCAGCUUUUUCCUAAGAGCUUCCUAGAAGAUAUUUAUUAGAAAUAGGAAAAAUUAUGAUAGAUGGUAAAAUAUGCAAUUAUUGGAUAAACCGAUGCAAAGGGUUCACUCAGACUGCAUUGGACCACUCCCACUGACCCUAGAAGGGAAACAAAAACAUCGUGCUGAGGGUCUGCGCAUUCACAAAAUUCACGAUGGAAGAAGCAUUAUCAGACCAAAGAGCGCAUAUGACCAAAGUAUCGUGGUCAUGGUCUGCGCCUUCACAAAAUUCACGAUGGAAGAAGCAUUAUCAGACCAAAGAGCGCAUAUGACCAAAAAAAAUUCAAAUCUCGCCGAGCAUAUUUUUCGGAAUUUUUUGUUUUUCAACUUCUCGGAGCUUCAUUUCCUUCGGAAAAGAACACGAGAAAAUAAAUUUCAGCUCUAUUUUAAAUAAGAUCUUCACCUCAUAAUUAAUUUUCCGACUAGUAAAUAAAACAAUUAUCUGGUGUUACAAUCGUAAAAUCGAAAGAUCACUCUCAUCUGUCUUUAUACAUAAAUUUUUCAGCUCGGAGCUUCAUUUUUAAUGAAAACGAACACGAGCAAUAGACAUUAUCUCUAAUCACCACUUGAACUAAUCUCAUCGUUUCAUCCCCACCCACAGUCAGAGAAACCGUCUUCUACUAAUAAAUAGAAUCCACUGAGCCACUACGUUGAAGAAGGGAAGGCUUAGGUCACAUCCGGAGGAAUUGUGACAGCGACGACCAAAAUAGCAGAGAUUUGGUCGAUCGAGCAAACGAAACUCCAUGCUUCGACCUCCCAAUCACGGCGCACAAAGAAAGAACUUGGAAAGGCCGCCAAGGCAAAACGGAAGUCCGCCCUAUCAUCCCACCUGGAGUGUUUCAACCAUUUCCGCAUCUUCUACCGGCACCUCAGGUCUUCUUCAGAAACAUUGGUCUACGAGAAGGAUCCUUCGUCCCAAUGUACGAGCAGAGACUGAAACAACUGGAACGAAAUAACGAAAAACUCCCGGAAACACUCGCCAAAAGAGGUAUCAUUGACACAGCGUUCGAAGGAAUCCAGAACAUGACCUCAAGCAUCGGAUCGUCAAUUUCGGGAAUAGUCGAAGGAGCGAAAAACAGAAUGGCAGACGGAGUCGAAAAUAUCAAGUGGGACAUCAUCAAGUUCCUACUCUGGGUCGGAACUCCGACUCUCAUCCUCACAUGCCAUCCGUGGCAUCUGCUGGUGCAAAUGCUAUUUUUGCAACAUAACUUCGUCGAAAGCUUCCGCAGCCAUCCUGAAAACCAUCGCCAACCAUCUGGAAGUCAACAACAUAGAGCUCGAAGAACCAGAGCCGGAAAUACCAGAACUAAGACCUUUACGCGAGAAGUUCUACUUGCCAGGAGUUUACGCAAUCUUGCCUACGGAAAGAAAUCACUUCCUACCUCACCUCUCGAUAAAACUGGAAGAAACUCACGUCAAUGCACUCGUAGAUACAGGAGCAUCUCAAGAACAUUGGUGUGAACCCAACAGAACUGACGACGCCACUAAUGGCAAGAACAGCGAACGGAUCGACAGUCUUCUUUCUGGGAGUCAUCACUCUCAACGUCACAGCGGGAAAUACCCGGAUCCAACACGCGUUCAAAAUCUCGAGAGACAAUGAUUGCCCCGCUCAAGCACUCCUCGGCAUCGACUUCAUCCAAGCCAUCGGACAAAUGACGUUCGACCUAAAGUCCAAUUGCCUCCAUAUCGGCGACGAGAAACUCCAAUUGAACAUGCUCAUAGCAAGCGAAGAUACGUCCAAGACCGACGUCGAACUGACAGCGAAACUGAUCCUGGAACCUAGAUCGGAAACGAUUACUGCGAGAACCCGCAACAACAAAGAAAGUGGAGAUUUGAAAACAACCUGAAGCCGUCCGACGACAUCUACGCCGUUGGCAGAUGCCUCGUCCGAACAGACGAAGAAGAAAAUUGCGUAGUCAAAAUCACUCUUCACACAGGGCCAAAGUCGGCCACGCAUCCAAAAUCUCCGAAGAAGAUACGAUCAACUCAAUCGGAGGAGCAGGACCAGGAUAUAAGAAGCGGACUGGGAACAGCGACUUCCCCUACCACCGCAGCCGACUCCCGCGGACUACGACGUCGCCAAUGA